Seriola aureovittata is the source of this 3155-nucleotide messenger RNA. RefSeq lists its product as uncharacterized. Lineage: Eukaryota; Metazoa; Chordata; Actinopteri; Carangiformes; Carangidae. Gene Ontology annotation, molecular function: calcium channel activity; protein binding. The transcript has 19 exons. Bases 1 to 2436 code for a protein of 811 amino acids. Gene Ontology annotation, biological process: calcium ion import across plasma membrane. The record is from RefSeq and is a predicted model, not a curated record. Gene Ontology annotation, cellular component: membrane.
AUGAAGAGGGGGACCUGGGCUGGUCUGACAGGUCUGCAGAAUCCUGGACUGGAGCUGGAGAUGACUGAAAGCAUCGACACGAUCCAGGUCUCUGGUUGUCCUCAGGGGUCCAGGUCCCCGGUGACGGCGGCAGUGAAAGCUGAAGCUCGGUGGCCGUCGUACUCCUGCGGCCACCGGAAGCAAAGAAAAAGAAAAGUGACAGGAGUUCAGCCGGAGACCAAACACCUGGCGGCAACCAACCAGGACACUGACCAGGUAACACAGACCAGGUGUCAUAUUAAAACAGGUGUCAUAUACAGUAAAUUCACCUGUAUGUUUGUUCUUUGUGUGUGUGUUCAGGUGGACCUCGGGUUGCUGGAUGACGUGAUCUCUGAGGGAGCCGAUCCAAACAGCUCAGACAGAUACGGACAGACCGUCCUGCACGAGAUCUCCAGGGCGUGGAGUGUAGAUGUGAUGCGGUUCUUCCUGGACCGGGGUUCAGACCUCCACCGCCCGGAUCAGUUUGGAGUCACAGCGCUGCACGUGGCCUCGGCACUGGACUACCAGGACAUGGUUCAGUUCCUGCUGGACCGGAAAGGUCUGUGUGGACGAAUCCCAGAGGGACAGACUCCUCUUCACUACGCUGCCAAGAACGACGCUGUGGGUUCGAUCAGACUGCUGCUGCAGGGCGGAGCCUCCAUCAGCUGCACCGACUACAAGCAGAGAACGCCUCUGCAGCUCGCCGCCAACCUGGAGCGCAGUGAGGCGGCUCGGGUUCUGUUGGAGCUUGGUGCAGAGGCAGGGAUGAAGGACGCUGAUGGACAGCUCUGUAUAACUGCUCUGAUUGGUCGGAUGAGUCCAGUGGCUCAGCUGGCGCUCGGUCAGUUCCACGUGACCGACAAAAUGACCAGGCAGCAGUACUACUACCUGAACCUGCUGGAACCAGAACCACACUCACCUGAGAAGCACCUGCAAGAGGUCGUGGUUGGAGAGCCUACGUCUCCUCUGCAGGUGGUGGUUCAGGAGGGAAAACUGGACCUGAUCCUGAGUCCAGUCUUCCUCAAACUGAUACAGGUCAAAUGGAAACUGUAUGGCAGGUUGGGGGCUUGGCUUCUCCUCAUUCUCAACUUCCUGUUCAACGUUGCCUGGACAACCGUAGCCAUUUCUGUGUCCAUCCACCAUGACUCACCUGAUCGCUACGUCCUCCCCCAGGACUGGUGGCGUGUCCUCCUCGUGGUCCUGGCGCUCCUGUUGACCCUGGAGGAGGUUCUGAGGGAGGUGCUGGACAUCGUGCGAUCGAGGAAGAAGCUCCGCCUCUGGCAGCAGUGGCAGGAGCAUCGUCUCCAUGACGACCUGCGCUGCUCACAUCCCAUGUGGCCCCAGGACCAGCAGCUGGAUCAGCAGCUGGAUCAGCAGCUGGACCAGCAGCUGGACCAGCAGCUGGACCAGCAGCUGGACCAGCAGCUGGAUCAGCAGCUGAGGCCGAACGUUUUUGAUUGGCUGGUGUACUCUCUGCUAACGGCGUCCUUCAGUGUCCACCUGGCCGACGUGAUUGGUCCGUCUGUCUAUCUCCACACCACCAGUCUGCGUCUGUUCUCCAUCACCAUCAUCUUCCUCUGGCUGCGACUCAUGAAACACGUCAGAGCCUUCAGGUUAAUGGGUCCAUUCAUCGUCAUGCUGGGGAGCAUCGUCGGGGAUGUGUUACGUUUCCUCUUCUUGUACGCAGAGAUCUUUGUUCCCUAUGCCUGCAGCUUCUGGAUCAUAUUUGGAGGUGUGUUUCCCAGCAUGCAGUCUGUCUCCGGCCUGCUCUACAGUCUGUACCGCAUCACUCUGGUGGACGAGUACGAGUACACUGCCAUGGUGACGGUGGACGGCGUCAUGGCUCCUCUGCUGUGUGGGACGUUCCUGGCUGCGUCCUCUGUACUGUGUGUCAACCUGCUGAUCGCCCUGCUCACCGACACCUUCCAGAGGGUCCAUGAUAACUCGCAGGCUAAUGCUGUGAUGCAGCAGGCUGCUGUCAUCCUGCAGGUGGAGGAAUCCAUGCCCCUCCUCCGCCGUUUCUAUGACAACCAGUACAUCUCCAACCAGUGCGCGCCAUUGGCUGACGCCUACAACGAUGACAUCGCCACAAACCCUGGUUACCAUGAUGAGAUGGGACGCAUCGCCGCACAGAUUAAAGAGACUCUGGACCAGUUCCUGGUUCUGAAGAGAGACGUGGAGACAGCUGCAGGUCCAGGAGUCCAGAUGGACCAGGACCUCCAGAACCACAACCAGGAGAGUAAGGACCAGCAGAACCAGGAGCUUCAGGAACAGAACAUGCAGAACCAGGAGCUACAGAACCAGAACCAAGAGAAUAAAGACCAGCAGAACCUGGAGCUUCAGGCCAUUCGAGCAGAGUUGAUGGAGCUCCGGACUCUGGUCCAGCAGUUGGUUCAGAACAGGACUGACUCGGGUUGACGGAUCCAAAACCUGACUGAACAUACCAGACCAGAUCAGAUCAGACCAGAAUUCACCAGACCAGUAUCCUGUUCAUCAAACAUGGACUGAUUUUUUGAUCCUGGAUGAAGUUAUGAAUAAUAGUGCGCACUUAUUUUGAAAUAAAGGCAAAAUGAGUGUUGUUGAAAUCAUGAUCAGCUUGUUGGUGUGUUGGGAGCAUUCCCAGCAUGCAAUGGGGCAACAGAUUCAUGAACAACAGUGUGAUGUUACGUUUCUGCAGAGUUAUUUAUUAUUUAGCUGUGUUUCUUUUGAUUUGGUUGUUUUCAAAUUUAGAUUUUUCACUUUUUAUGAUUUUAUUCCUUUUGAUGAGGUUUUAACAUUAACACUUAUAUAAAAACUAUAUAGAAUAUUUGUGAUGUUUUAUUUGUGUGAAUAAAAUAAAAUCAAACUCUGUUGACUGUAAAUAAAAUGAAAUAAAAUGAAAUUUCAUGUCUGAGUUCAUGAAAUAAGUCCCUCUCAGACUGAAUAAACUAUUGAAUGAAUAGAUAAAUAAUAAAAUAUUCUGUAACAAUUCAUUAAUUAUUUUAUUUUAUUUUGUUUUUUUUAUUUCCUUUUUUCUGGUUGUGGUUGACGUCCACGUUUAGUGAGUAUUUUUUUAUUUCUAUUCUCCCUUGUAUUGGCGGCAAAGUUUUGUGCUGGAAGUUGCUUAAAAGUUAAAAUUUAAAAAACAAAUAAAUAAA